Molecule: messenger RNA, 717 nt
Organism: Trichosporon asahii var. asahii CBS 2479
Lineage: Eukaryota; Fungi; Basidiomycota; Tremellomycetes; Trichosporonales; Trichosporonaceae
Exons: 2
Coding region: 1-717 (238 amino acids)
Source: RefSeq, a predicted model, not a curated record
AUGGAUGCUCCCAAGCAGUGCACAGAGAUGAGGUUUGGGUGGACGAAGCGCGUCACCAUCCCUGCCUGGGUCUACGGCUUCAUCGCCAACGGGGACACUUUCCAGGUCGCGUUUGCCGUCUUCACGUCGGGGACGUAUGGCAACCUCGGCUUCCUGGAGCCAAUGCACAUCGGCGAGAGCGAAGACGACAGCUGCCUUGCCGCAGGCAGCUAUGGAGUGUCCAUGCUCGGCGCCGGUGGGGGUAGCAGCUGGGCGCCCGUCGAGACACCUUCCGAGGUCUGGGCAGAAGCACGGGGCGCUGUCGUCGGAAGCGUGCUUGGCGCUGCGGCACUGAUCGCUCUUCUCGUAUGGUACUUCUUGCGCUGUGUUCGUGCGGUGCGCGGAAACUAUGCCAUCGACCUGCAGGAUGAGGGCGAGGUAGAGCCUCUCAGCGCAUUGGAGGCUCUUGUCACACCUCUCGCCAUGAGUCGACGUUCGACCUCCAUCGGAAAGAAGGAUAUGUCGGUCCCACGGCUUUUGUCCGAGGGAUACACAGCCGCGCAGCUCAGUGGGGUAGGCCACCUGGACGCAGGCGAGGCAGGGCCAAGUACGCACACAUGGGAGCCAGAGAAUGAUGCGGCCUACGCCGACGCAGUGCUCAAGAAGCGACCCUCCAACCUACGCUCAGGUCCUGUACGUGACUCGUCCAGGGAACCAAACGGCAAGCGCGGAGGGUGA